Mesocricetus auratus (golden hamster) is the source of this 1002-nucleotide messenger RNA. RefSeq names its product olfactory receptor 10T2-like. The transcript has 2 exons. Gene Ontology annotation, molecular function: G protein-coupled receptor activity; olfactory receptor activity. The record is from RefSeq and is a predicted model, not a curated record. Lineage: Eukaryota; Metazoa; Chordata; Mammalia; Rodentia; Cricetidae. Gene Ontology annotation, biological process: G protein-coupled receptor signaling pathway. Gene Ontology annotation, cellular component: membrane. The coding region runs from base 1 to 1002 and encodes 333 amino acids.
AUGGAGGACCCCAGCCACGUGUCAUUCCCAGUUGUAGCUGCCCCUGCUCCUGAGAAGCAGUGGGACAAUGGGACCUGGCUGGUGACAGAGUUCGUGCUGGUGGGAUUCUCCAACCUCCCAGAACUGAGGCCCACUCUCUUCACCUUGUUCCUCCUCACCUACCUGGUGACACUCAGUGGCAACGCCACCAUCAUCACCAUCAUCCAGGUGGAUCGCACCCUCCACACUCCCAUGUACCGCUUCCUGGCUGUGCUCUCCCUCUCUGAGACCUGCUACACACUGGUCACCAUCCCCAAUAUGCUGGCCCAUCUGCUGAUGGAGAGCCAGGCCAUCUCCAUCGCGGGCUGUCGGGCCCAGAUGUUCUUUUUUCUGGGCUUGGGAUGCAGUCACUGCUUCCUCCUUACACUAAUGGGUUACGACAGGUAUGUGGCCAUCUGCCAUCCCUUGCGCUACUCUGUGAUCAUGAGACCCACCGUUUGCCUGUGUCUGGGAGCCUUGGUUUUCUGCUCUGGUUUCUCGGUGGCCUUGGUGGAAACCUGCAUGAUCUUCUCCUCGCCCUUCUGCGGCACAGGCCGCGUGGAGCACUUCUUCUGUGACAUCGCGCCCGUGCUGAAGCUCAGCUGUGCAGACAGCGCGCACAAGGGGCUUGGCAUCUUCUUCCUGAGCGUCCUCGUGGUGCUGUUCUCUUUCCUCCUCAUCCUGCUCUCCUACGCCUUCAUCGUGGCUGCCAUCGUGAGGAUCCCUUCGGCCGCAGGCCGGCGCAAAGCCUUCUCCACCUGUGCGGCCCACCUCACAGUGGUCAUCGUGCAUUUUGGCUGUGCCUCCAUCAUCUACCUGCGGCCAGACUCCGGGGCCAACCCCUCCCAGGACCGCCUGGUGGCGGUGUUCUACACGGUGGUGACGCCCUUGCUGAACCCUGUGGUCUACACCCUGAGGAACAAGGAGGUGAGGGUGGCCCUGAGGAAGAGCCUGGCGCGGGGCUGCGGGCUCUGCCUGCUUUAA